This is a messenger RNA of Octopus sinensis (East Asian common octopus), 1553 nucleotides long. Its product is annotated as sialin. Gene Ontology annotation, molecular function: transmembrane transporter activity. The coding region runs from base 42 to 1457 and encodes 471 amino acids. Lineage: Eukaryota; Metazoa; Mollusca; Cephalopoda; Octopoda; Octopodidae. The record is from RefSeq and is a predicted model, not a curated record. Gene Ontology annotation, biological process: transmembrane transport; monoatomic anion transport. The transcript has 11 exons.
AGAUCCAGAACAUAUUUAGUCCUCCUUCGCAACCGUCCACCAUGGGGUUUAAAAGUUUCAGAGACAAAAUCCAAGUCCGUUUCAUCUUGGUCGGAAUGGCAUUCCUUGGCUUUAUGGUGGUCUAUGCCCUCCGUGUCAACCUCAGCGUGGCCAUUAUAGCCAUGACGAACACUCUACAGUCUGAAGACAAAAACCUCACGAUGCAUUGUCCCGUUCUUAACGACACCAAAGCAGAUAAUCACACUGGAGAGUUCGACUGGGACUCCAACCAGCAAGGACUGCUUCUUGGAUCCUUCUUCUACGGAUACAUUUGUACACAGUUCAUCGGUGCUGUUCUUGCCAAGUGGAAGGGUGCCAAGUACUUGCUGGGUGGAGGUAUUGCUUUAACAGCUGUACUCUCCUUGGUCAUACCAGCGGCGGCUCAGUGGGGUUUCACUGCCUUGGUGGUGAUCAGGGUUGCACAAGGUUUCUUUGAGGGUGUAACAUUCCCAGCAAUGCAUAACCUCUUGGGUAAAUGGUCUCCGAUGCGUGAAAGAAGCAUCUUAGCUACCAUCACAUAUUCUGGUGCACAUAUGGGAACAGUUCUAUCACUGCCAAUAUCAGGUGUUUUAGCAAAUUCUGACCUGUUUGGAGGAUGGCCAUCAAUAUUCUAUGUUCCUGGAAUCGGAGGAAUCAUCUGGUUUAUAGGGUGGAUCUUCAUUGCUUCCAACUCUCCAGCUGAACAUCCUUGGAUUUCAGAAAAGGAAAAGCGAUACAUAGAAUCAUCAGUUGGCUGCAGAAAGGAAUUCCGAACACCAUGGUAUUCCAUCUUCACAUCCAUCAGAGUUUGGGCCAUAAAUGUCGGUCAUGUGACGUUCAACUGGAAUUUCUAUUUGAUGCUCACAAGUCUGCCUCUCUACAUGAAGACAGUCCUCCAUUUCGACAUGAGCCAGAACAGUUUAUAUUCGGCCAUUCCCUAUCUUCUGCUAUGGUUUCUGAUGACAAUCACAGGGUUUGUGGCUGACUGGUUAAAGAAUGGCAUUCUCUCCACUGGAACCACUCGUAAAAUCUUGAACACAGUCGGUAUUACAUUACCAGCUAUUUUACUUGGUACCAUCCAAUAUGUUGGUUGUGACCGAAAUGCGGCUCUAGCCAUGGUUACCAUGGCUAUUGCCUUUUCUGCAAUCGCUUUGGGAGGGUAUCAAGUCAACCAUUUAGACAUUGCACCGAAUUUUGCUGGUACUCUCAUGGGAAUAUCAAAUACUUUUGCUACAAUUCCUGGUUUUGUAGCUCCAAGUGUUGUUGGAGCCUUUACUCAUAUUCAGGAUCCCUAUUUUGGCUGGCUCAAAGUAUUCUACUUGUCAGUUUCAAUCAAUGUUAUUGGCGCUGUAUUCUACCUCAUAUUUGCAUCUGGGGAAGAACAAAGCUGGGCCCAGUCAGAUGAAGAACAAAAGGAGCCGAUUGUAACUGGAAAUUGAAAGAAAAAAAAUUAAAAACAAACCAAUGUUUCUCCGAAUUCAAUUUAUAAUGUGACAAGUGCCUUUUGGACUGAAACAAACAUUUCUAAAUCAUCA